GUCUUUGCCCGCGACUCCGGAUCCGACAUCGAGUCGCUCGAGUCUUUACCUCGCGGUUGUCUCGCGGGUGACUAGCGCACGCGAGAAUCGCGCUACGAGUCACCGGGUCUUGGGGUCCGUUCGCCCCGUUAAAUCGGACACGGUUUUUCACGUUCCACGGGCCCCCCGGGUGCCUCGAAGCACACCGGCGAUAUCGCCGAUCAUCCGAUGCCUCGUCCAGUGCGGAAUACCGACGACAGUCACACCGGAUUCUUGUGAUACGUUAGAUGCGUCGUUUCGUCGUGAUUUCGCGCGAGUUCGAGCGGACGGAAAGUAACAAGUGUCCGUCGUCGUCGUCGUCGUGUUACCGGUUUUCGUCCGGAUCGAAUCGUCGAAUCGGAGGUUCCUUCUUGUUCUGUGUCGAGUGAUCGAGGCGGUGAAUAUUAACGGCGAUGUCCACCUACAAGAGUUACGUGCCUUGGAGCAAACGUGAAAGAGAAAAUUCGUACAGUUCCACGAAAUCCGACUCGUCUACGCAACAGAGCGACGCCAACAAUUACAAGCCAAAAGCGAACGCUACGCUCGAAUCGAAUAAUUUCGGACGUAACGCCAAUAGCGGAAGUCAAUUACCCGGCUACAGAAGCGCCUAUUCGAACGUCGUCGGUCCGGCGAAUUCUAAUCGUUCGCAAUCGAAAGAUCGCACAAUUUCAAACUACGGUGGAAACUACGCCAAAAAAGAUAGGGAAAAUACGGAAGACAGAACGUCUUACAAAUACGCCGCUACUCCGAAGGACGGGAACAAAAAUCGUCUGCAUCCCGAGAGAACGUCCGCCAAAGAGGAUACGAGAUCGAAGAGCCCGUUGUCCGGUAGUCGGAGUUCCCUCCUCGAGAAAUACUCGAACAUCCGGGAUGGGAAUGUCAAAUCGUCGGAACGGCCGACGUCGGUUUUGGACAAAUACACGCGCGGCGCAUCGAGAGAAAGGAGCCGUGAGCCAGAUAUUAUUCCACGUUUUGUCUCCAGCACGUACCCCGGCACGACAACGGGCAGGACGUACGCCGCCGAGCGUCCUGAGAGGAAAGAAAGGAGCGAACAUCCUCCGGUUUCUUACAGGGGAAUACGCGUGCCCUCAGGCAGAUCAUCCCGCGAACCGAGUCCCGAAAUUGCUACGGGCAAGAGCAGCUGCUCCCGAUUUUAUCCCAGGACACCUUCGUACGGCAGGACGACGCCCGGAAGUCUGGCGACAACGGAUUCGGCCCUGACUCCGGUUACCUCGUCGAGAUUCUGCAGUGCGGCCGGUACCCGCUUCGGGUUGACGCCCAGGAGCAAUUCGGACCACGUGCCAACGGCCAUAAGUUAUUCCGGUUCGGAUCGAUUUCGAGCCCCGAGUAGCAGGAGGUCGAUUACUCCUCUGAAGGAUGACGUAACUUCCAGAAAUACGGUGUCGCGGGUCGAAAUGUCGCCGCGCGCCGUAAAUACGGCGAAAAAAAUUGAGGCGAAUUCGAGAACGCCGGAAACUCUCCUCCGCCACCCCGACCGUUGUUCGCAGAGCCACGCGGACCAGGCGAAAGACGAGGAGGAAGAGGAUGACGAGGGGGACGGCGAGGCGGAAGAAGAGGAAGAGGAAGAGGAAGAGGAAGAGGAAGAGGAGGACGAGGACGAGGAGGAAGAAGACGAUGAAAAAGGUAGAAAUUUCGUAACCUUGACAGUCGUCUCUCGAGGAACUUCACCAUCCGCACCUGCCUCCUCCGCUUUCGUGCGAACGCGAAGAGCGGACACAGCCAGGGUCAUUCAAAAGGAGAUAACGAGACCGAGAAAACGACCGCCGAUGAAGGACGAACAGAUGCAGUCGGACAGAAUGGACGAUACCGCGAGAUUUUCCCGUUACGGUGGUGGUAGAGUAGCGGCGACCCCUUGGACUUCGUAUCUGGAAAAAUACUCGCCAAAUUCGUCGAGUUCCUCGGGAUAUGUGUCAAGGAGUUACGGCAGCGGUAACGGAGCCUCAUCGGUACCCUCGAGGAUCGGAGGAUUCGGUUAUUCGAAGCCAAGCGAAAGCACGUCCUCUUCGAGGGGCGAUUCGGUCGAUUCUAAUGCCAAAGCACAACGCCAAAGCGGUAUGGCGAAAAAUAUCUUUCGAAACGAGCCUAGUCAGUCGAGUUCAAAUAAAAAUUUAUUGAGGGGUGAUUUCGGCACUCCGAGUAGGGAAGUUUCCCCGGCAAAAACGGAGGGAUCCGGUCGAAGAUCCGAGUCGAUCUACGAGGACGAGAAGCCGGACUGCGGCAGACAGAAGAGUUCUAUACCAAAUAUGGAAAAAACAAACCAAAGAAAAAAUUCUCUUCCAAAGAUCGAGGGCGUCGUUAACUCGAGUAACGAGAGUAAAUUAGUCAAAUCGUCGCCGAGGAGCGACGGAGCGAAUCAGAGGCAGACUUCAGCGCCCAAAUACGAGGAGCAAUCUUCGACGUCUGGUCAAAAACGUGACGGGACCCCAACAAAAACUGAAAAUUGUCAGUCCCGGAGGGACUCGCUGUCAAAAUCGGACAGCGGAUCUUCGCAGAGUAAAUCGCUGUCGAGAAACAGUUCGGGGAAAAAUGUCAACAGGCAAAUAUCUCGUACGGAUUCAUCCGACAGCGCGGUUAAUCUGCCGAACGGAAAAUCGAAAUCUUCGUCAGCCGGUUCGAUGAGCAGUCAGAGUACAAAAGUAAGAACGACGCCGCCUCCGGCGUCGGGAAAAUCGACCGCUAACGGAAACUCGUCUAUGAAUCUCCGUCACGGUACUCCGGCCGACGGAGCCGCCCGAGGCAAACCACCGGUGCCCAAAAAUGACAGCGGGACCGCCGUCAAGGGCUCCUCUGGUUCUUUGAAAUACGUCAAUAAAGACUUCAGGAAAUCAGCGCUGAAUAUGGAGGGCGGUGACAGCUCGCGAUCCAAGCUCGAAAGAAAACGUCUGAAAAAACAGAGGAGCGUAUCCAUAAGCUCUCAAGAUUCGCAGUCCGAGGCUAAUUCCGAAUCGAUAAAUCAAGCCGCAUCUUCGGGAUCCUCCACCUCCGGUAAAUCCAAUCACUCGGGUUCCAAGCUGAAGCUGCCCUCCACCCUGUCGAAGGGGCUGAUCCAACGAGUCGGGACACCGACGGAACGCGUGGGUCCUACCUCCUCGAAUUUGGAUGAAAGUAACUCGACCAGAGCGUCCAAGUCGCCCUCGCACAGGCGAAAAAAAAGUACGUCGAGGAGCGCGACCUCCAGUUCGGAGAGCCUCGAUACAUCGUCCAGUUCGUCGAGCAGCGAGGAAGACGACGUCGAUCAACGCUCAGCGAAUUCCCGAAGGAGACGGAGGCGCGCGUCAAACUCCCCACUGGACAAACGGUGCCGUAGCAGCGCGGGUUCGUCGCGUACGAGCGUGUUGGCUUCCUCCGCCGACGAGCUGUCGUUAACGGCGGACAGACCACCCCGGCCACCGGCCAGUCCGAAAUCGCGCAGCGACGCUUCCGUUAAAACUGAGGAGGCUAAAUCGUUUCUGAUGCGGGCGCUCGCCCCGGUGACCAAUUUAUUCAAAGUCAAACACCAGGACUCCGGCGAUUCGAAGUCCGCCGGCUGGCCGGAUUCCAAUGCCGAGAUAUCCGAAUCGUUGAAGAAAAAUGCCAACAACGGGAUGUCCAUUUCCAAGUCGAUCACCCAAUCGUUGUCGAAGAGUUUGAGUUUUACCAACAAUUCGGAACGCGGCGAUAAGAAGAGAAAAGCACACAAACUGACCCACCAAGCGUCCGGAGAAAAGGCAUGGUGGCUUGAAUCCAAUUCGGAUAACGUGCCGGAAGGGGUGGAAAAACUAAGCGUACACAGCGACGACGUGAGUCAGGAUACAACAGUCAGCAACGUUCUCCCCGACGAUGGGAAAUUCAAGUUCAAAAUUUGGCGUCAGGACUCGGGAGAUAGAGCGUGGUGGCUGGACGCGAACGAUAAUAUCCCGGAGGAUCUGAGGAAGGAAUCAUCGCCAAACUCGCCGCUCUCGAGACGGGGUUCGAGUCGUUGUAGCUCCAAGUCCGAGCGGCGUAAUAGGAUAAGGCAUCAACAGUCGGGGGAGCGCGCCUGGUGGAUGAGCGAGGAUCCGAAAAGCGUCCCCGAGGGUAUAGAGGUGAUACCGGUCCCGCGAGUGCUGACACCGCAGGAGGCGGAACGUACGGAGAAUUCGACGGCGGAAACUGGAUUCCCGAAAACAGCAGUCAGCAAAAUAAGACACAUCGACUCGGGGGAGAAGGCAUGGUGGAUGGACAGCACCGCGAACGUGCCGGAGGGCGUUGAAAAUAUUCAACUCGAUACGUCGAUGAGCAAUUCCGACUCGUCGCAAUCGUUGGAGAAGGUCGACAUCGGCGAUCAGCCGCAACCGGAAGUACAACUGAGAAGAAGUUUGUCCAGAUUUCCGAUCGAAUUCCCGCCGCCACCGCCGCCCGACGAACCGCUCGGGGACCGCGCCAGUCCCGAGGGCGUCGAGAACCCUCCGGAUCCUCCCGACAGCUACGGCGGACGAAAUUCCCCCUACGACAACGUGAACGUCAAGUCGAUAUCCCAAUCGCCACCCUGCAGAAGGUCGCCACCGAGAAAACGUCCUUCGACGCUUCCCCUGUUCAUCGGUAACCACACGAACAUCGACGACCUAUUGGGCGCCCCUUCGACCCCCAGGCACAGUCCGUUAGCCUCGCGAAUGACGAGAAACGACCGCUGCAAAGAAUCUUCCGAAGAGAGUUCCGAGUGCGAGGAAAUAGACGCUGAUCAAGUCAUCAUUCACGACAGCACGCCCCAAAUUCCGAUAAUACGCCGGAGGAAUAGGGAUUCGGACAGACCUCAACCGGACGGCUACAUACCGCUUGACGAUACGGCCCUUCAGCUCUACAAGGACGGCGACUACGGAGCCUACCUCGAUCUCGAGGCGUCCAUCACAGAGCAGCAAGAAGAAUUCGAGGGCUUUCAGACUAGCCGAAAAAAUUCGAUCGUCCUGAGGACUCAACUUUCCGUACGGGUCCAUACGAUAAUAGAAAAAUUGCUCAACAGCGAGGGUAGAGAAUUGAGGCGGGCCUUGUUCUCUCUGAAGCAGAUAUUUCAAGAAGACAAAGAUCUCGUGCACGAGUUCGUGCAAAAUGACGGGCUGGCUUGUCUCAUCAAAGUCGGGAACGAGGCCGACCAAAAUUAUCAGAAUUACAUACUUCGCGCCCUCGGUCAGGUGAUGCUCUACGUGGACGGUAUGAACGGUGUGAUGGAACACGGGCAGACGGUCCAAUGGCUCUACACGUUGAUAGCUAGUCGUUUUCGUCUGGUGGUGAAAACGGCCCUGAAACUUCUUCUGGUUUUCGUCGAGUACGUGGAGACGAACAGUUUGCUACUCGUGAGAGCUGUGAGGUCCGUGGACACCUCGAGGGGUAUGAUACCCUGGACGAAUAUCAUGAAGUUACUGAAGGAUUACGACGCGGCCGACACCGAACUCCUGAUAUACGCAACGACCCUAGUUAACAAAUGCCUCAACGGGAUACCCGAUCAAGAUACCUACUACGAUCAAGUCGACUGUCUCGAGGAACAGGGGGUCGAGGGUAUAAUUCAAAGGUACAUGUCCAAGCAAGGAACCGACCUCGAUCUCCUCAGGCAAUUCCAAAUCUACGAAGCCGUGCUUCAUCACGAGGACGGGGAUGACAGGGGCACUCCCAUACGUCAGCUCGACGACAACAUCAGAAAGACACUGAGGAAUCGAAAAUCACUGGUGGAUUCGCACGAGCGUCGAAAAUCUCGAAGGCACUCGACCGGCACGUCCCCCCUAUCGAUGUCCUUGAACGCCCGACUGAGUCCUCGGCUUAAUCACACUUUAGGUCUUAGCUCUUUGAACACCACCCUAAAUUCAACUUUACCCGACGACGGGGACGAGUCGAGUAGCUCGCAGAGUUCCCAAGGUCUCGGGGAUGUUCAGUUGAACGGUAGCUACAAGGAGAACAAGGUUGACGUUGGCGUUACUCCGGCACUCCGACGUCGUCGCGAACGCGCCGAAAGACAGCGUAGUUUUAUCAGAGAGCAGCAGGAGGCUACCGCCAAUAUGAGGGCGUCCAUCGGACACUCGGAUGACCAGGAGAGUUCGUUUCCGACCAAUGGUCAGAGAUACACCAACGGAUCGCCGGCUUACGACGGCAACGCCGAUACGACUUCUAAUAAAUUAUCGCGCGGCAACAGCCGCAAAGAUUUGACCCCGCUAAUGAACGCCGCGAACAAACUUGAUUCGGAAGAAAAAAAACCCUGGUACGGUAAAAAUCGGGACGAGGGUGUCGAGUGUGACGAGGGUAAUCACACCGACGAAGAUGACCAGGAUCGCAGAGUGGUACUUCAACUGAAAAGGGAAGGAACGGUCAAGGAUCUGACUCAAAAGUUGGCCGCGCAAAAUCUCAUCCCAAGCAGUCCGGUGGAGGACAAGGUCUCCAGGAUAGGUGACAUGAGCGGAUUGAUAUCCAAGGCGAAGGAGGGCUUGGCUAAAUCGAAAUCGAAGGCGGACGUUCUGAAAUCGCCGACCGCCGAUAAUAUUCCGAAGUUGACGGAGGUGAAAAAAUCCGAAAACGAACUCCACUGGGAAGAGUUAGCGAGCAAAAUGACACGGCCUCUGGCACUCUGUGAUCUGGACUUCACUGAUCUCAAUUCCGAAGACGAAGUCGACGUUCUCAGUCCGGUUAGCAUCGCCAACGGAAUUCCUCCGCCACCCCCGCCGAUGGCUCCUUCAUCGAUGGCGGGUCGGGCUCCGCCGCCUCCACCCCCGGGAGCGAGACUUCCUCCACCUCCGCUGCCGAACGCCGCGUCGCCUUUGUUUGGUGCAAAUUUUAAAUCCCCGAGGUCGCCACCAAACUCCGACGUAGCGAGUUCCCCGAAAAGUCCCGUGCUUUCGAAUAAGAAGAGUAAAAAGACGGUGAAAUUAUUCUGGAAAGAAGUUAGGGAUGAUCCCAUAAUACUGUCGAGGCUCGACAAGAAUAAAAUGAUAUGGGACGAACUUUCCCCGGUUAUGGUUGACACGCAAAAAUUGGAACACCUGUUCGAGAGCCGCGCCAAGGACCUCAUCACAAAGGAGAAACAGCAAGAGAUGAAUAAAAACAAGGAAAUCAUCGUGCUGGAUCACAAGCGGUCAAACGCAAUAAAUAUCGGGAUGACGAAACUACCACCCCCAAGAUCCAUAAAAACGGCAAUUCUCAAAAUGGACGCUACGAUUAUGAACAGAGAAGGGAUCGAGAAACUACUGACCAUGUUGCCCACCGAGGAAGAAAGAUCUAGAAUACAAGAAGCUCAAGCCGCUAGUCCAGAUCUUCCGUUGGGAUCCGCCGAACAAUUUCUCCUGACACUGGCGUCCAUAUCGGAACUUCCCGCACGAUUGAAACUCUGGGCUUUCAAACUUGAUUUCGAAAACUCCGAGAAGGAAAUAGCGGAUCCCCUGAUGGACCUCAAACAAGGAAUGGAGACCCUCAAAGUUAACAAAACGUUCCGCGGGAUUCUGAGCACGCUGCUUUCGAUCGGGAUAUUCCUGAACGGAAAUGAGGUGAAAGGAUUUCAACUCGAGUAUCUGGCAAAAGUGCCCGAAGUCAAAGAUACCGUACACAAGCACUCUCUGCUGCAUCAUCUAUGUCACAUGGUGAUGGAAAAGUUCCCCGACUCAACCGACCUGUACUCAGAGAUCGGUGCCGUGACCCGAGCAUCAAAGAUAGACUUCGACGAGCUGUCGGGGAAUAUAGGAAAAUUGGAGAACGAGUGCAAAGCAUCGUGGGACCACUUGAAACUCAUCGCCAAACACGACGGCUCUACGAUGAUGAAAGUGAAGAUGUCCGAUUUUCUGUCCGACUGCGCGGAGCGUAUAAUCGUUCUAGGGAUCGUCCACAGACGUAUAAUAAAUCGUUUCCAUAAGUUUAUACUGUGGCUCGGUAUACCGUUGCAUCGUCUCCAGGACACGAAACCGAAUGAAUUCUGCAGAAUAAUAUCGGAGUUCGCCCUCGAGUUCAGAACGACCAGGGAAAGAGUUAUACAGCAGCUGGAGAAAAAGGCGAAUCAUCGGGAGAGGAAUAAAACCAGAGGAAAAAUGAUAACUGAGGUCGGGAAAUUUCGAACUAAGGAAGACAGAGAGGAUGCGGAACUGAGGCAAGUCCUCGGAUGCGAUAUCUCUAAUGUCGAGACAAUCCACGGCACUUUGCCCUGGAGGCGGCAACGGAAGGAAGCUCGUGUUUCAGGUCGCACGGUUUUGGGUCCUCUUCUGAGGGACGAAUCGACCAACGGCAAUCUUACGGACGGGGAUGACGAACUGCUCGAAUCACUCGUGAAGACUGCGACGAAAUCACCGGCUACGCGUACAACGCCUAGGGAACGCAAGAGGACACGCCACGCCGAUCGUAAGUCCCUGAAGCGAUCCCGAACCCGCGAGAACAACACUACGCCGGAAGGCUAUCAACCGUGAACGACCAUUCGUAUAUACUCUGCUGUAAGUGCGUAGAACAUUGAAGAAUGGUCUCUCCGAAGAAGAGAAGAAGCACCUCGCCGCGUACAUCAAGGGCUACUGACUGUGAUAUACAUGAUGGGAAUCGCGGGGGCGAUAAAAAAAUCUCUUGGAAUUUUGAGAGCGAAUCCUCGAAUUUAAAUCUGUGCAGGAAGUCCAGGGGUCACAAACGGGAACCCAAAUCGAUGGCCCGAUCGACUCCUGAAUUAUUUUAUUUUAUUUUUUUUUUUUCUCGUCUUCUGGACGCACGUACGCGAGGGAGUAUCGUAUAGUUUUAUUUCGCAGAGUCUCUUUUACUCACAAUUGGUUAUAGGGUAUUAUUCGCACCCUGAUAACUUUUCCUAUAUACGAAUAUCUUGCCAAACAUUCUGCGGUCGGAUAACGACUGUGGUGUUAAUAAGUAAAUUACAUUAUAAUUUAAAAAAAAAAAAAAAUUAGUUAAAUGAAAACUCAUUGACUCGAGUCAAUCGCUUGGUAUGUUGUUGGCAUUACCGUGGAACGAGUAACGCGCCAUUUCCUCUUUUCUUUUUUUUUUUCCAACAAAGAGGUAAAGAAAAAAAAUGAAAUAGUUAUCUUUACGAAUAAUGGUAAACGUCAAUCUGCUUUUCACCUAGAUAUACACGCAUACUGAAUAUUAUCUGGGCAGAUGCAAUCUUCAAAUUUAAUUUAAAAAUCCUCGAUAGACGACCGCAAUUCAAUGACUCGUUCAUUCGGUCCCUGUCAAACUCUGUCACAUCCGAAUAAUUUUACGUUUUCCUUCAUACGAUAAUAAAAAAAAAAAAAAACCGACCAAUUUAUCGAUAACCGAAAAUAAUCGCCAGGGCUUUUAUGUUCCAUAAUAUAUAACCUUCGAGAAACGUACAAACAUCGAACGAUACAUGAAAUAACUGUGUAUCCAUGAAUGAAUUAUCGACUUUAUUGCCGAUUCAUUAUACAGCAGAUGAAUGACCGAUUGACGAAAAACGAGCAGCGUCGAAAAUUUCAAUUUCAAUUUGUUGAGAAACAAAGCAAAAAGAAAAAAAAAGAGAAGAUAAAUUGUAAAACGUAAUUGAUUCCCUCUGGAAAAUCGGUAGAUACGGAGGGCGGAGUAUUUAUGUAUAAAAUAAUUACGUAUAGAGUUGCUAACGAUAAAAUGGUGAUAAUAAACUUAGAUUUUAAUUGAAAAAAAAAAAAAUUGUGCCUCUAUAUUUGUGAUCUGAUAAAGAUUAAUCGUGUUCGAUCAGUUGCCGAAAUUUCGGAUCACUCUCGCUGAUCUGAACGUUUGUGAAAGGAGAAAAACGAGAUAAAACAAGAAAAAAAAAAAAAAAAACCUCGAUUGAAUUACCUGUUGCUCGAUUUUAUUAAUUCGCGUUUGAAAAGAAGAAUCAAUAAAAUAAAUUGUAAGAUUCGAGAGAGAAAUAGAUAGUAAAAUUUAUUUCUAUACGAUAUAUAUUUACAAAAUAAUUAAUUAAAUAUAUAAAUGAAUGUAAUUUAAUUUUUAAUCAUUGUGCGAUGAACCGUAGAAACCAUGUAUGUGUAAGUUUCUUCGAAAUUAAUGAAUAAACAAAUCGCAAAACUAUCGACAAUA
Molecule: messenger RNA, 10032 nt
Organism: Athalia rosae (coleseed sawfly)
Lineage: Eukaryota; Metazoa; Arthropoda; Insecta; Hymenoptera; Athaliidae
Gene: Fhos
Product: FH1/FH2 domain-containing protein 3
Exons: 28
Coding region: 432-8426 (2664 amino acids)
Biological process (GO): cortical actin cytoskeleton organization; actin filament network formation
Cellular component (GO): cytoplasm; cytoskeleton
Molecular function (GO): actin filament binding
Source: RefSeq, a predicted model, not a curated record